Messenger RNA from Pecten maximus, 4390 nucleotides. RefSeq names its product pre-mRNA-processing factor 19-like. Gene Ontology annotation, cellular component: U2-type catalytic step 1 spliceosome; cytoplasm; Prp19 complex. The record is from RefSeq and is a predicted model, not a curated record. Bases 21 to 1550 code for a protein of 509 amino acids. The transcript is spliced from 17 exons. Gene Ontology annotation, biological process: mRNA splicing, via spliceosome; DNA repair; protein ubiquitination. NCBI's taxonomy places the organism in Eukaryota, Metazoa, Mollusca, Bivalvia, Pectinida, Pectinidae. Gene Ontology annotation, molecular function: protein binding; ubiquitin protein ligase activity.
AGUCACGUGACACAAGCAACAUGGCGCUGUGCUGUGCAAUCAGUAAUGAGGUUCCAGAACAGCCGGUCAUUUCUUCAGCCUCCGGCCACAUCUACGAAAAGCGGCUGAUAGAAAAAUAUAUCAAAGAAAAUGGAACAGAUCCCAUGAAUGGCGAAAAACUGUCAACAGAAAUGCUGAUGGAAGUCAAAGCAUCGCCACUGGUGAAGCCAAGACCAGCAUCAGCUACAAGUAUUCCAGCAAUUUUAAAAUCUCUACAAGAUGAAUGGGAUGCAGUCAUGUUACACAGUUUUACACUGAGACAACAGCUUCAGACAGCCAGACAGGAAUUGUCUCACGCCCUGUACCAGCACGAUGCUGCCUGUCGUGUCAUUGCCCGUCUCACUAAGGAAGUCUCUGCUGCCAGAGAAGCCUUGGCCACCCUCAAACCCCAGGCAGGCGUGGCUGCUCCAGGAUACACUGCUCCUCCUCAACAACCGGCAUAUGGAGCAGAAGCCAAUCCAGAGGCUGCCCAACAGCCAAUGGAGGAGGCCGGCAUGAGUGAUGAAGUCCUACAGAAGCUCCAAGACAAAGCUACUCUUCUUACAGCAGAACGUAAAAAGAGAGGCAAGACUGUCCCUGAAGGUUUGGCCAUUGUUGAAGACAUUAAGACUUACAGACAGUUGGCUUCUCACACGGGAUUACACAGUGCCAGUGUGCCUGGAAUUUUAUCUCUUGAUGUGUGUCUGAAGGAUACUUCUAAGAUUGUUACCGGUGGAAAUGACAAAAAUGCUGUGGUAUUUAACAAGGACACAGAACAGGUCAUGGCCAUUCUCAAAGGUCAUUCAAAGAAGGUCACUAGCGUCAUUUAUCACCCAGAAGAGGAGUUGGUGUUCACUGCUUCGCCUGAUUGUACCAUUCGUGUGUGGGGUGUCCAGACUGCACAGUGUGCCCAGAUCAUUCGUGCCCACGACGCCCCUGUCACAGGCAUCAGUCUCCACGCUACUGGUGACUACCUUCUCAGCUCAUCUACAGACAUGCACUGGGCAUUUUCAGAUCUUCGUGUUGGCAGAGUUCUGACUAAAGUCAAUGAUCCAUCUUCUCAACAUGCCCUGACCUGCGCACAGUUUCAUCCUGAUGGUUUGAUCUUUGGUACUGGCACAGAAGACUCAAUGAUCAAGAUCUGGGAUCUGAAGGAGAGGGCUAAUGUGGCCAACUUCCCUGGUCACCAGGGCCCCAUUACUAGUAUUGCUUUCUCUGAAAAUGGUUACUACUUGGCUACAUCUGCAGAAGAUUCGGUUGUCAAACUUUGGGAUUUGAGAAAAUUGAAGAACUUCAAGACCUUACAACUAAGCGACAAAUAUGAUGUGAGGUCGCUGUCCUUUGACCAGAGUGGUACCUACCUUGCUGUUGCGGGUACUGAUGUCAGAGUUUACCUGUGCAAACAGUGGCAAGAUCUGGUGGUGUUCAAUGACCACACUGCAACAGCAACCGGUGUUCGAUUCGGUCACAACGGGACCUUCUUGGCAUCAGCCAGUAUGGAUCGUUCUCUCAAGUUCUUUGGUAUACCAUGAAAGAAUCACCAUGACAUGGAUAACCGUGUAAAUAUUGGGGAGACAAGACUGGAGCUUGGUGGUGACUCUGUACAUACUGUACCGAGGGGUAGACCCUACCGUGGAUACAUUGAGAAUUAAAAGGAUGGUGGCAGGGCCUAUAGAUUCAAAGCAAAGACUGACAUAACAAACAGAGUUUUAUAAAUAUUUUUGCUUUAAUACAGACUUGAUUGGAAAAUAUAUUUCUGAUUGUUUUUCAGAUAUUGACAUCUGCCAUUUUAAAAUGUAUAUUGAUCAUUGGUAUGCGAUAUGUUUUGUCAAGAAUAUUAGCAUCAGAAACAUUGGAUUUCAAUAUGGCUGUCAUGUAACUUAUUUCUCGGUCAGAUAUAAAACAUCAAGUAAAUAUCUUAAAAUGAAGAAGCAUUUUCAGAUAUUACUAGUAUUACAGGAUGUUAGUUUACAAUCAUGCUUUGGAAAAAAUUGGUCUCUCUUCCAUAAAUAUUUUUAUCCUGUAGAGUUCUUCUGUCAGACACAGUUCAUAGUGUUUGCCAAUAUUUUUUAUAAAGAAAUGAAACAGCUGUCAUGUAUAUAACUUAAAAGAGAUGUGAAAAGUCAAAUUCAACUCCAUUGUUGAAAUAAAGAUACCAUUUCUAAUUCUUAAUUAUGUGAAAAAGAAAUAAGUUAAAAGUGGGGAUUCAGUUUUUAUCAUAGCAUAUCUUGUUUUAUAAACAUGUUUAUAUGAUGUUAACAGAUUGUCAGAACUUUUAUGUUGUAGCAUCUGAAUUACUAAUUGAUUUGAUAGCAAUGACCUUUGUUGUAGUAAGAUAAAGCAUUAAAUCAACAUGCCAAUAAAUGCAUCUUGUAAAGAACUUGACAGGCCUAACAAUUUUGAAGAACAAAUAUGUUUCUGAAGUAUUUUUUUCUCACAAGCACAAAAACACUCUGAAAGAUCUAUUUAAGAGAAAUAGUACUUAAAAAAUAUUACAUUAUCAUAAUGUUAUCAAGCAAUCUUUUAAAAGAUCUUACAAGUCAAAUUUCAUGAAUGUACUAUCAUACAAAGAGGAAUAAAUUCUAACGGCAAAAAGUGAGCAUGGCUCAUCACAAGAAUUCUAAAAAUGAAUUUUGUAUUCAUGUCAAAACUUGAUUUUUUAUUGGUUAUAUUUAUAUGUAAAUUUACUGUUUAUCAGUUAUAUUUUAUUUGAAGCGUUUAAAUUCAAUGCCUAAUAGUUAACCUCACAUGGUGUAUUGGAAAUUAUGAUAUCCAAAAGUGUAAAAUUUGAAAGGUGUGCAAUAAGGAUUUAACAAGUGUCUAAGGUUAUUGUGGCUGCCUAUUAAAAUCCAAGCCAGAGUGAUACAACUGGUAUACUGCCUUACCCAGGUGUAGAUUUAACAGGUAUGUUGUAUAUGGUUAAAUUGAUUUUUAGGCCGAGGGAGGUUUUCUUUUAUAAUAUUGGCAGAGGCAGUCAUUAUACAAGUUAAUAUUUUCUACAAGACAGAAAAAUAACAAUUUGUAUACUAGAAUAUAUUCAUUCGGCUAGUGUUGACAACCUGAUUAAAAUACACAUCAUUUAAAUACACUGCAUUAUGAAGAAACAAUGCGGUAUGCAAUGAUGAUCUGUAUUUUGAUCAAAUUAUUUUUUUGGGCUAAAUUCCCAGUUUGAACACAAUCAAUGAAUUGAAAAGUAAACCAUAUUGAAUUAUAUGGCUGCAGGUAGUUUAUUAACAUCCUUUAGACAAAGUCAUUUGAAUGAAAAUAGAAAAACUAAAUGUGAAAUUAAUUUGAAUAUUUCAUUCUCUUAGAGCUAAAUAUGGCAGUGUAUAUUAACAAGAGGUGCCAUGUGUUUGUAAGUGUUGAUGUGUUCUUUGACCUCUGUACAUCCCAAUGUUAAGUUGGAACAUGUACCAAUUCAUGAUAUAGUACUUGCUAAAUCUCGCAUUGUGGUAUGUUAACAGUGAUAGAGGAAUACACACUUUGAAAUUGUAGAUAAACAUGUGUGUCAGUGUAUUUGUUCAUGUCCUGUCCUUUUGAUCAUCUAAGAUUUCUAUUUUCUGGAGACACUCAUACAGAACCAUUUUUAGAUUCACAAACUUCAUAAAGUAUGUAAUGGUAUAGAUAAUGUUCUUAAUAUGUGUUUCAAAGAAAAUGUAAAAAGCUCAUUCUUUUCAUCCACAUUUUCAUAGGUUUUAUAAUUCAUUGACUGGAGAACUUUUGUGUUCUUAAAUCCUUUCUCAUGCUACAGUUUCAAGUUACAUACUAGAACCAUCUUUCCUGUAACUCACUGAAUUCUGGCAAUGUUUUGAGUUGAGUAAGGCUUCACAUUGAAAUGGAAAUAUGGGAUAAAUAAAACACCACUUUAAUGGUAAAGGGUGCUAUUUCACAGCAGAUAUAAGUCGCAGGUAAAAGAUUCCCUCUUCAGAGACAAGUUUUUAUAAAAGCAAAGUAUAAUGUAUUUUGUUUCUCCUUUUUUUCAUUCCAAAUAUCUGUAAAAGUUUUCCAAAGAGGUGAUUUAUUUGUAGGCCUCAGUAGAAGAGGAGGUAACAACAUUUCAUAAUUCCUGGGUAUUUAUAAUGGAAAUGAUACAGUCAACCCAUGAUGGCACCCUUUAAUAUGGUAAAAGCAAUUUCUUCAAUUAGGGAUUGAACAGAAUGUGAGCUUCAGCAUGAACAAUUUUAUGGCCCUGAAAAAAAGUUGUUUGCAGAUCAUAAAUAUGUAUUGGUCUGAAUGGAGAUAAUUAAGACUUUAACUUUUACAUUUAAACAAUCAUUUGUUCCCAUUUUCAUGUCAUUUAUAUGUAAACAUCUUCAAAUAUGUGAACUUGAUUAUGCUUCAGAAACCAAUAAAUUUGUACUCCAUGAACAAA